Messenger RNA from Heterocephalus glaber (naked mole-rat), 6985 nucleotides. Lineage: Eukaryota; Metazoa; Chordata; Mammalia; Rodentia; Bathyergidae. The record is from RefSeq and is a predicted model, not a curated record.
AUGUCGAAGAGGAACACACUGGAGAGGGUGCAAGGGGGAAAGGAGCCCUUCUACAUCAUUGUGGUUCCAGCGGUGGUCCCAGGAUGCGCGGCAGGCUUGGUACUCCUGGGGCUUUCCCUGAGGCUUAGGGCUGUCAUUGCUUGGCCAGAAGAUGACAGCUUUUGUUCUAAGAGCCAGGUAGCCUUCAGAGAGGCUUGCUAUGAACUUGUACCACUCAGACGCACCUUCCGCAAUGCCCAGAGCUGGUGUGAAGGCCAAGGAGGCCAUUUGGUCUUCAUUCGAGAUGAAAGUAUGCAGCACUUUCUGCAGCAGCACCUCUCCCAGGACAGAGAGUGGUGGAUUGGGCUCACAGGGACCUCAGCGCUCAAUGGGACCACAAAAGGCCCCGGGACCUGGUUGGACACCUGCAAUGUGAGCUUCAGCAACUGGCAGCCACGACAGGCGGGUCCCGCUGGCCACGCAUGCGGCUACAUCAGGAGAGGCUGCUCCGCCGAGUGGGAAGCCACAGACCGCUGCGCCCAGGCCUUCGCCUUCAUCUGCCAGUUCGAGGUUGGCCAGAGCCUGGCGUGUGAAGGCCUCAAUGCCACCAUGCACUGUGGCUCCGGGGAGGUCAUCCAGGUCCAGGACGCUAUCUAUGGACAUCAGACCCCUCAUUACUGCCGCCAGGAUGCGCCGUGGGCCUCGGACCCAGAGGAGGACUGCAGUUGGGUCAGCGUCAGGGAUGAGGUGGCAGGCCAGUGCCAGGGGCUGCGCGGGACCUACUUUGGAGACCUAUGUCCCAAUUGGGGCAGCUACCUGUGGGUGCAGUGCCAGUGCCGGGAAGAGCUGUGGCUGCUGGUGUCCAACGAGAGCUUCAUCUUUGACAAUGUCACCAUCUCUCUGACAUGGCUCCUUUCUCCCUACUCUGGAAACCUGUCCUGCAUCCUUAGUAUGGGAGAUGGCCACACCCUUGAUCCCUACUACCCCUCCAGCUUGUCCAGCACCGUGAGGCACCAGUUCGUGUGCCCCGGAGAAUUCACUGUGUUUGCUGAGUGCACAAGCAGUGAGUGGCAUGUGACAGCUCAGAAGCAAGUGAUGCUACUAGACAAGAUGGAGAGGCUCAGCGUCACUGGGUGCCCCCACCUGUCCAGCUCAGAAGCUGGCCCUCUCUGCAGGGUUGUCUUUGGGGACCUUCUGUGGAUUCAGGUGGAGCUUGAUGCAGGAACAGGGGUGACUUACACUGUGCUCUUGGGUAACAUAACCCUGGCUGAGUCCACCACCGGACUCCAGUGGGGCGCUCUGCCCUACAACCUGACCCUGGAUGGAGACACUCAGGACCUGCUGGGCCCUGGGCGGCAAUGCCUGGAGAUCCAUGCCCGAAGCAACAGCUCCAGCUCUGCGCCCUCCCAGAACCUCUCUAUCCAGCUGGUGGAGCAACUGUCGGGGCUGCAGGCCUCCUGGGGUUCUACCCAAGUGGAGCUUGGACAGGACCUGUUGACCAACAACUCCGUGGCUCAUGGCACCCUGGAGGGGCUGACCUUUGAGGUGACAGGACUCAAUGCCAGCUUCUCCCAUGAGGAAGAGAGCUUCAGGGAGCCAUCUGGGACUCACCAGGUGGCACUUCCCGUUGAAGGCACCUUUCUGGUCACUGUGUUGGUGAGGAGUGCCUUCUCCAACUUGAGCUUGGAGAUGGGAAGUGUCAUGGUCACAGGCAAGGAGUCUCUGCUGCCAGGACCACGCGUCCAGGGCACUGCACAAGAUCUCCUGCGAUGCCCUUCACAAAGGGCACCAAAAUGCACACUGUGUUCUGCAGACACUCAGAAUUCUCUGCAUGGUACCAAGAUGGCCCAGGUCUGGUCCUCAUCCCGAGGAGAGAGAGCAGCCUCGCUGGGGAUCUGCAGCACAGGUCUGGGGCUCCUCAUCUGGUCCUCACCCAGUGCUGCUGACCACUGGGACCUGGUGCUCCGAUGCGUUGCCCCAGGGUCACGGGUGCACCCAGUGAGGUCACUAACCACGGGGGCCACUCACCAGCAGCUGCUUCCUCUGCAGAGAGACAAAGGGCAUGCAGAGCUGUACGAUGACCCCGGUCUGUUUGUGGAUCCUUUCACUACCAUCACGCUGGGCUGGCCAGAGGAUGACAACUGGCAUUACUUCCGCCUGACAUUCUGGUGUCAGGCCAGCCAAGCUCUAUACCUCACCAGCGAGGCCCUGUUGACAGCAAGUGCCACAGCCCACCCUGAGGACCAGAGGCACCAGGUGGCCAUCAGGGACCUGCUUGUGGCUGUGGGAAGUGUACUGGAUGCGUCCCUGAGCUAUAGACCUGGGGAGACCAGCGCCAGACAGGCAGCCACAGUGGCCCGGCUGCUCGGGGUGGCAGAGUGCGUGCAGACCACCCUCUUGCUGGGCGCAUUGCCUGGGGGACUUGCGGCCACUCUGGCCACCCCCUCCAUCUCUUUGUACACAAACAGGAUACUGCCUUGGAGCUGGCGAGGGACCUCCCUGCAUGUUGCUGCUGCUAACUCUGCGGCCUUCACUCUGCCCACUGGCCCCCUCUGCUCCCCGGAGCACCCACAGGAGCCGGUGAACAUCAGGACGAUGAGCUUCCCAAAAAGCCCCUUUCCGACAGGAGGCGGCUUUGAUGUCAGCAGAACUGUGGGCGGUCUGAGUCUGAGCAGCCCCAGGGCAAGGCUCAUUCCCAUGAAGAACCUGUCAGAGAAGGCCGAGAUCCUAUUGCCCCGGCCUGCAGAAGGACACACCUCACCAACCGUGUUGAACUUGACCGGGGCCAAGGUUCUUUGGGUGAAUGUGACCACAAGGGCAUCAGCUCUGGGGAUCCGGCUGCACUGGGGACCUGGCAUCCCACUCACGCUCAGCCUGGGCUAUGGCUACCACCCCAACGCCACCAACCACGAGGCCCAAACCUGCCUGACACCAGCGGCUGCUCCAGAUGAGCCAGCCACGUGGAUCCUGGGCCCGGAAGAGCUGCCCUUCAGGGCAGGCGUCUACUACCUGAGUGUGGCCCCCGAGUCUGGCCUGGAGCCCGCCCCUGUCGAGGACCUCACCGUUAGGGUCACCACCUUCCUGCCCCACUGUGUGUUCUGGGAUGAGGUCCAGGAGACUUGGGACGACUCUAGGUGCCAGGUGGGGUUGAGGACCAUGCACUCAAGGAUGCCCUGCCUCUGCUGCCACCUCACCUUCUUUGGAAGCACCUUCCUGGUGAUGCCCAAUGUGGUCGGCGUCCGCCAGGCGGCAGAGCUCUUUGCCACCUUCGAGGACAACCCCGUGGUGGUGAGCGCUGUGGGCUGCCUCUGCGUGCUCUAUGUGCUGGCGCAGAUCUGGGCCAGGAGGAAGGAUGUGCAGGACCAGGCCAAGGUGAAGCUCACAGUGCUGGAGGACAACGAUCCCUUUGCCCAGUACCACUACCUGGUAAGGGUCUACACCGGGCAGUGGCGAGGGAUGGCCACCUCCUCCAAGGUGACCAUCACCCUGUACGGCCGGGAUGGAGAGAGCAAGCCGCACCACCUGGAGGGCCCUUUGUCCCCUGGGUUUGAGCGUGGAGGAGUGGACAUCUUCCUGCUGUCCACCCUGUUCCCCCUGGGGGAACUGUGGCCCCUCCGGCUGUGGCACGACAACUCGGGAGACUGGCCGUCCUGGUUCGUGAGUCAGGUGCUGGUCCAUGACCCUGCGACGGGCCAGAAGUGGUAUUUCCUCUGCAACUCAUGGCUGUCCAUCGAUGGGGGAGACUGUGUCCUCGACAAGGUGUUUCCCGUGGCUGCAGGGCAGGACAGGAAACAGCUCAGCCAUCUGUUCUUUAUGAAGAUGUCCACAGGCUUCCAGGAAGGCCACCUCUGGUACUCCAUCUUCAGCAGCUCAGCUUGGAGCCGCUUCACGCGGGUCCAGAGGGUGUCCUGCUGCUUCUCCCUGCUCCUCUGCACCAUGCUGACCAGCAUCAUGUUCUGGGGGGUCCCCAAGGACCCCGCUGAGCAGAAGAUGGACUUGGGUGACAUUGAGUUCACGUGGCAGGAAGUGAUGAUCAGGCUGGAGAGCUCCCUGCUCAUGUUCCCCAUCAACCUCCUGAUCGUCCAGAUCUUCCAGCAUGCCUGGCCUCGGGGUGCGAAGGCACAGGAUGCUGGGACCCCCAGCCCAGCCCCGUCACCACAGCCCCUAGACGAUGGCCUUGUGACACCUGAAGCAGUGACCAAGGACACAUGGCGACUCGUCAGCUCGCUGUGCAGAGCCCUGAAGCUGCCGCCCCCGGCCUCGGGCUGGGACUCUCUGAGCUCGAUGGACAUCAACACGCUGCUGGCCUUGGUGGAGGACGUCAUUUGCCCUCAGAACCCAGUGGACCGGGGCUGCCAGGAGGAAGCCAGGGAGAGAGAGGAUCCUUUCAGCCUGGCCCUGGAGUCUGCGCCAGUGGAAGGUGCGUGCUGCACAAGAGCAGUGGCUCCUGGGGCAGGUGGAGACGCUCGGGUCAUGUCUGCGUCCCUGGCGGGAGGCCUCGUGCUCAGCCUCCCCCGCAUCCACAGCCCUCCCUGCCCACACCGAAGGCGCCUGCCAUCCUCACAGUGCUGUACCAAGCACAGCUGUUCUCGGGCCUUCUUCCCCUCUCUCUGCCUCAGCCUUCACUCCUGCUUGGGGGUGCAGGACCUCUGGUCAGUGCCCUUUGUCCCCUCUGCCUCCCUCGAGUUUGCCCUGCACCUGGCCAUGGAAUGGAACGUGGGAAGAGUGUUUAAAGUCUGCCCCAGCCGACCUCCUGCGGUGGGGACCGUGCCUGCAUCUCCCAUCUCUGUGGCCUCUCCUGUGACCUGGAUGGGCCACCUCUGGGCCUUGGUUCCUCUUCCUGCAAAGUGUCCAAAGUGUAGGCUAUGCAGAUCCAGCUGCCAGCGUUCAGAGCAGCACCGCCACAUGGGGCCUCCGGGUGAUGGACACACCCUGCAGCUCAGCCUGAAAGGCAUGGGUCCCACAGGCAGCUGGGUCAGCACCUGCCAGUAUGGCACAGUGGAAACAGCUGCUGAUGCCAGCAAGCACUGGAUCCUCAGGCUGCCAACACAGCCUGACCCACGCCUGCUGUGGGGACUGCCGGUGUCCUUCCUCAUAGGUCCCUGUGCCUUCUUCCGGGCACGAAGACACAGCAGCAGCGACGUCUACCAGCCCCCUCUCCCCGCCACCAUCGAGAAGAUGAAAGCCACCUGGCUGAAGAAGCAGAAGGCGUUUGCCCUCAUCACGGAGACCCUGGUGUACCUGGGCUUCCUAUGGAUGCUGCUGCUGGUGGCCUACGGGCAGCGACCAAGUGCCUACCACUUCAACAGGCACCUCGAGCGAAGCUUCACCAGAGGCUUUUCAGACGUGCUGGGCUUCCAAGAGUUCUUCGAGUGGGCCAACAGCACCCUUGUGAACAACCUGUACAGUCUGCACCGAGGCUUCCUCACGGAUGGGAGCUCCAAGCUGGUUGGCAGCGCCCACAUUCGCCAAGUGAGUGUCCGGGAAAGCUCCUUAGCUCCUUCCCUCUCCCCCUGCAGCUUCGGGGCUUCGCUGCACGGAUACAUGCCGGAUGCCCGUGCGCUGUAUUCCCUGGAGGAGGAAGACCGGCCGGCCUACAAUGGGGAAGGCUGGAACACCUCCGCCCUCAACAGCAGCACUCGCUUUCCCCAGGCCUGGCAGUACCAAGACCAGAGCCAGCGCCAAGGCUCCCCAACAUGAGGCAAGCUGGCUCUGCACCCCAGAGGAGGCUACGUGGUCCCUCUGGGGAGAGAGCGCCAGGGCGCGGUGAGAGUCCUCCACUAUCUCUUUGACCACACCUGGCUGGACACCCUGAGCAGGGCCGUGUUUGUGGAGUUCACUGUCUACAAUGCCAGUGUCAACCUGUUCUGAGUCGUCACCCUCACGCUGGAGACCAGUGGCCUGGGAACCUUCUUCACCCACGCGGCCCUGCACAGCCUCCGCCUGUCCCCCUUCACCGACGCCUGGCGGCCCUUUGUGUUGGCAGCUGAGCUCCUGUACUUCGCCUUCCUCCUCUACUACAUGGUAGUGCAGGGCCAGCGCGUGCGGCAGCAGAAAUGCGGCUAUUUCUGCAGCAAGUGGAACCUGCUGGAACUGGCCAUCAUCCCGGCCAGCUGGAGCGCCCAGGCCGUGUUUGUGAAGAGGGCCGUCCUGGCGGAGCGCGACCUCCAGCGCUACCGGAAACACAGGGAAGCUUAAAUCGACCUUGUCCCCUGUCCCCCGCCCUCCGCCGCCCUUGGAGACAUCAUUGCCUUCCUGAUCCUCCCAUCCACAGGGAAGCUUUGGCAUCUGCUUAGGUUAAACCCCAAAAUGAACCUGAUCACAUCAGCCCUACACCACGCCUGGGGUGACAUUUCGGGCUUCAUCAUCGUCAUCCUUGUCAUGCUCCUGCCUUAUUCCAUCGCAUCAAACUUGAUGUUUGGUUGGAAACUCCAUUCCUACAAAACCCUCUUUGAUGCAGUGGAAACGAUGAGCCUUCAGCUAGGAAUCUUCAACUAUGAGGAGGUCCUGGACUCCAGCCCAGUGCUUGGCUCCUUCCUCAUUGGGUCGUGCGUCAUUUUUAUGACGUUUGUGGUUCUGAAUCUGUUUAUCUCUGUCAUCCUGGUGGCCUUCAGCGAGGAGCAGAAACGUGCUCAGCUGUCAGAGGAAGCAGAAAUUGUGGAUUUGCUCCUGAUGAAAAUACUCAGUUUCCUGGGCAUCCAGUGCAAAAGAGAGGUGCCUCAGAGUGGCCCUGAGCAGCCCUUGUUGCCCUUCACAGCUCGGUGCCCUGGGCCAGCACAAGCUUCACCUGGGAUUUAAGCUGCUCACCCACUGGAUCAGCUGGGGCUGUGCUUCCCAGGGAGGCGGGCGCCCCUCCGGGAAUCAGGCUUUGUGUCUGUGGAUGAAUCACUAAGCCCAGCAAAUAGAAAAGUAAGGACACAUGCAUCCUAAAAUUGGCACUGCCUUGAAAGCCUGUUUGUGCACAUGUUUCCUCCUACAAAUAAAAAAAAAAUGAUAUGGAAAGUAA